This is a messenger RNA of Benincasa hispida (wax gourd), 540 nucleotides long. The record is from RefSeq and is a predicted model, not a curated record. NCBI's taxonomy places the organism in Eukaryota, Viridiplantae, Streptophyta, Magnoliopsida, Cucurbitales, Cucurbitaceae.
AUGGCGAUGAUAAUGAAUGACAACAAAGAGAAGGCAAACCCUCCGAAGGUAUUGGUUUUGAAAUGGGGGAAUCAUAGACAUAGAAUUUUGAUUAAUAACGACGAUGUUGAAGCUGGUUGUCCUGCGUCGGAGCGGGAGGCCCCGCUGCCGGAACCUAAAAAGUGUUCGAGAAUGGUGGCUGCAUCGCCGGCCUUGCCUCCGAAACUAAGGACUAGAAAAAGAACACUUGAAAUGGGUGUGAAGGAAGAAGAGAAGAAGAUAAGUAGAAUAGUAGAGAAUUGUAAGAAGAUCAAUGUGUCGGAUGAAAAGAAGAAUUUGAGAUCACGGAGAAUGAGGAAGAAGGAGCCGAUGUUGAAGCUGGCGGUGCCGCUCUCCAAGUCUAAGAUCGAAGAAGAUUUCUUGAAGAUGAUUGGGAAGAAGCCGCCAUCGAGGCCCAAAAAGAGGUCUAGACUUGCGCAACAAGACAGUACAUAUCUUGGAUUGAGUUUGGACGAGAUUCCCAAUGAUAGAUACGAUGUUCCUAAAUUACCCCUUGCAUAA